Molecule: messenger RNA, 1492 nt
Organism: Hemiscyllium ocellatum (epaulette shark)
Lineage: Eukaryota; Metazoa; Chordata; Chondrichthyes; Orectolobiformes; Hemiscylliidae
Product: zinc finger protein 835-like
Exons: 3
Coding region: 361-1404 (347 amino acids)
Biological process (GO): regulation of transcription by RNA polymerase II
Cellular component (GO): nucleus
Molecular function (GO): DNA-binding transcription factor activity, RNA polymerase II-specific; RNA polymerase II transcription regulatory region sequence-specific DNA binding
Source: RefSeq, a predicted model, not a curated record
GCGGAAGCCAGGGGCUGACGGGAAGGUACAUUCGCCCCUGAGAGACUGACCAGAGAGCAGGGGCUUCUGGGAGUUUACCCCCCACAGUCUACAGGGAGGAAAGGGCCAAGCAAGGGAACGCUGGCUUACGAAAGAAGUUGAACCUCUCGUCAGGAGGAAGGAGGAGGCUUCGGUGACGAUAAGACAUGACGGCUCAGUUAGGGGGCUAGGAAGGACCUAAGAGCAGCCAGGAGGGGACAUGAGACAUCUUUGGCAGGUUUUCUGCCUCGUCCAUUUUUUGUUUUGCUUUGGUUUUGAAGUAACGCUCGAACCAGCCGGCACCAAGUCUGGAUCUACUGCCCACUGAACGUGCUGCGUGACAUGGAAGGAGGGAAAUCCCACACCUGCCUGGAGUGCGGCCGCAGCUACAAGCACUCCUCCGGCCUACGGAAACACAGGCGCACCCACAGCGGGGAGAGCGCCUGGAAGUGCGGCGACUGCGGGAAGGCCUUCCCCCACCAGUUCCGGCUGGAGAUCCACCGUUCCGUGCACACCGGGGAGCGGCCGUUCGUCUGCUCCGACUGCGGGAAGGGCUUCGUUGUGUCAGCCCAGCUCCUGAGGCACCAGCAGGUGCACACCGGGGAGCGGCCGUUCGUCUGCUCCGAGUGCGGCAAGGCCUUCACCCAGCGCUCCUGCCUGCAGAAGCACGGGCGGCUGCACGCCCGGGGCGCCCCGUUCGAGUGCCCCGACUGCGGGCGGCGCUUCGCCAGCCCCGGCAAGCUGGCGCGGCACCGGCCCGUCCACAGCCGGGAGAGGGCGUACGGCUGCCCCGACUGCAGGGCGCGGUUCAAGACGGCGUCGGGCUUCGCCGCCCACCGGCGCCUCCACGCUGGGCAGAGCCCGUUCACCUGCGCCGUCUGCGGGAAGGCAUACAGUGCGUCGACCUACCUGCUGAAACAUCAGCGCCGUCACAGAGCCACUCAGUCCCUGCCCGGCGAGCUGCGGAGCGGCCCUUCGCCCGAGAGCGAGGAGCGGCCCUUCGCCUGCUCCCAGUGCGGCCUGGCGUUCCGGAAGUCCUCCCACCUCGCCGUGCACCGGCGCCUGCACACCGGCGAGCGGCCCUUCAGCUGCCCGGAGUGCCGGAGCGCCUUCAAGUGCUCCGGGGAGCUGCUGUCCCACCAGCGGGUGCACACCGACGAGUGGCCCUUCCCCUGUCCCCAGUGCGGCCUGCGGUUCAGGCGGGAGUCCAACCUGGCCGCCCACCACCGGGUGCACACAGGCGAGCGGCCCUUCGCCUGCCCCCAGUGCGGGAAGGCCUUCACCAGCUCGUCCAACCUGCACACCCACCGGCGGGUCCACGCCAGGGAGAGCCCUUCCCCUGCCCUGAGUGCGGGAGGGCACUCUCCCAGACUGCCCACCUGCUGAGACACCCAGCGAGCUGGGACAACUCGGGACUGAAAGCGUCCCUUGCAGUGGACCAGGCCAGAGUCCUUCGAAACAUUUCGAGAAGGUA